Akanthomyces muscarius is the source of this 732-nucleotide messenger RNA. RefSeq lists its product as uncharacterized. The record is from RefSeq and is a predicted model, not a curated record. Bases 1 to 732 code for a protein of 243 amino acids. NCBI's taxonomy places the organism in Eukaryota, Fungi, Ascomycota, Sordariomycetes, Hypocreales, Cordycipitaceae. The transcript has a single exon.
AUGUCGGCUUCGUCCGACGAAGACGAGGACUACCUCUCCUCCGGCUCCUCUGGCUCCGGCGCAGAGUCCCCUCCGCGGCCAUCCGGCCCCGUGCCCCAGAACUUUUUCGCGCCGCCCUUUUACGGCCGCCCGCCCACGCCGCUCCCGCCGUCCCCCUCGCUCACGUCCCUGCUGCGGCCCUCGCGCCCGACGACGCCCGACGCCUCCGAGGACGAGCACAACAGCCACCUGGCGCCCCUGCCGCACGCGGCGCCGCGCGUCCCGACGUACGAGUACUACGGCUUCGUGCUGUACCUCUUCAGCAGCUUCACGUUCCUCAUCUACCUGCUGUGGAGCUACCUGCCGUCGCCGUUCCUGCACGGGCUGGGCAUCUACUACUACCCGGACCGGUGGUGGGCGCUGGCGCUGCCGGCGUUUCUCGUCAUGACGCUGUGCUACAUCUACGUCGCGCUGGCGUCGUACAACCGCGAGAUACUGACGCUGCCGCUGCGCCGCGUGGAGACGAUUGUCGACGACGCGGGCCAGAUGGCGGUCGUGGACGCCAAGGGAAGGCUCAAGGGCAGCCAGAGCGGCGAGAGGAGGCUGGAUGGGAACGGCGGGCUGAGGUGGCGCGAGGUCUGGAGCGAGGGCACGGAUGCCGUGCUGGACAUACCGCUGUCGGGGGUCUGCGAGGUGCUGUAUGGGGAGGGGAGGCAAGUUGACGAAGAGGAGGAGGCCCUGUGGACGACUUGA